CUCGGAUAAACAAGACGCACAGCAGGAAGUAGUUCAUGAAGUGUGUCAGCAGUUUAACUCAAGAUAAGAGUUGGAGAACUAUUGGUCAGUUUGUUAAGAGGUGUUACGGUCGUCACUAUGAAGAGAGCUCCGUCCUCUCUGGAGUUCAGCCUCGCCGGCGUGUCUUUACUGCUACUCGCCUGCUGCGUCGGACUGAUUGUAGUUUCGUGGUUUAGCCUCAAGCUGGAAGGUUCCGUGACAACGACAGUGCUGACCGGUCGAAUGUUGAUCACAGAGGGAGCUGUUUUCUCAGAUGAACUGAAAAACUCCAGCAGUCUGAGGUUUAAAUCUUUGGCUUACGAUGUCCAACAGCAGGUAUCGAAGGCGUUCACUCACAGUGAUCUCGCACUGGUUUUCAAGUCGUGUGAGGUUUUGUACUUCAGCCUGGGAAGUGUGGUGGUGAACUUUGACCUUUCAUUCAACCAGCUGAUUGAUGUGAAGGACGCAGAGCAGCAGCUGUGGGCUGGGCUUCAGGAGAGUGGAGCCGUAGAAUUGGUGAUUGACAGGGACAGCAUCUGGAUCACAGAGAAACAAACCGAGACAACGGCUGAAACAACAAGUAUCUCCCCUCCAACAGAACUGUGUCCUCCUGAUCACACAACGUGUGCCAAUCAAUCAAUGUGUGUCCUGAUCGAUCGGCUCUGUGACGGAGUCCAAGACUGUCCAGAUGCUUCAGAUGAGGACGCAACUCUGUGUGCAACCGCGUGUGAUGGGCAGUUUGUUCUCAGCGGUCUGAAUGGUUCUUUUUGUUCAUCAAAUGUCUCCAUAACGCACAACACCAAAGGUUUCUGUCGCUGGAUCGUCAGGUUAAAUCCAGGAUUAUCUGUUGAGAUCAAAUUUCAUCACUUUGAAGCAGAAGAAAAUAUUAACGUUCUGAAACUCUACGAAAACAUUGGAGCAGAAAAACAGCUGAGAGCUGAGCUCUCAGGCUCCACCCCCCCACAGACUGUGUGGCUUCUGACCGACCAAUCAACUGUAGAGUUUAUCUCUGAUGACGUCAACAAUCUCUCCGGGUUCAAAGCCUCAUACAGAGCCGCUAACCUCUCCAACCUCUCUAACCAGGAGAAGCUGACCUGUACUUUUGAGCGGGGCAUGUGUUUCUGGAGGCAGCAGCAGGACGAGGAUGAUGGAGACUGGAUCCGAACCAGCAUUUCCACCUUUCCUCCACUGAGCGGGCCGAGUGUUGACCACACGCUAAACAACAGCUCCGGGUUCUACAUGGUCACUCCUCUAAGUCCCGGCCAAUGGCUUAAGAGCUUCAGGAUGCACAGCCUUCGUCUCUCUGCUCAACCUCAGCUCAUGUGUCUGAGCUUCUGGUACCACAUGUUCGGAGAGGACGUCCACCGUCUCAGGGUAUUGUUGUCUGGACCUCCUGUAAUUGUGGUGAUGCAAAAAGAUGGUAACUAUGGUGACAACUGGAACUACGGCCAGGUGACCCUCAACCUGACAACAGAGACAGUGGUUGUGUUUGAAGGGCUCAAAAAAGGAGGGCUGAGGAACGACAUUGCUAUAGAUGACAUCACACUGACCUCUAAUCCUUGUGGUCCAGGCCCCCCAGAACCAACCAAUGUACCUCCUCCAACAACCGCCCCCCCAAUACCAGCUGACUGUGGAGGACCCUUUGACCUCUGGGAGCCAAACUCUACCUUCAGCUCACCAAAUUAUCCACAGUCCUACGGGGACAUGGCUCAUUGUGUGUGGACUCUGCACACCCUCGAGGGUCGAAACAUACAGCUCAACUUCCUCGACUUUGAUGUUGAAUCAACCUAUGACAUUGUUGAGGUGCGAAAUGGGGCGGGGCCAAACUCCUACCUACUUGCUGUCCUCACUGGGGGCACAGGCCCGGCCCACGAGUUGUUCUCAACAACCAAUCAGAUGACAGUCCGGUUCUUUACAGACAUCUCAGGUAGCGGCCGGGGAUUCAGAGCCAACUUCACCUCGGGGAUCAACCUGGGGUCACCAGCUGCGUGUGCAGUCAGUCAGUUCCAGUGUUGGACAGGACAUUGUAUCCAUGGUAACGCUAAAUGUGACGGUGAGGUCGACUGUCCCGACGGCUCUGAUGAGGCAGAGUGCGUUGUGUGGCAGGUGAACAGUUCGAGACGUCUCCAGUUUCAACUUAUUUCCUCACUGCUCACAGUAUGUGCUGACACCUGGAACCCUCACCUAUCUGUCUUCACCUGUCAGUACCUGGGAUACAGUUCGGGUGAAUCCAGACUCCUGCCAGCUCAGCCUGAAGAUCCACCAUUUGCAACCAUCCAGAUCUCAAGCAACGGGUCACUAGAAACCAGUACCAGUGAAACCUGCAUCAGUGGGGAAGUGAUCUCUCUCACCUGUGACAAUCGACCUUGUGGUAUUCAGGUCGUGACUAAUGAGUCGAAGGACAUGGACGAAUCAGCAAAGAGGAAACCAGGUGAGGUGUGGGUGGUCGGGGGGGUGGACGCUGUGAAGGGGGCGUGGCCAUGGAUUGUGUCUCUACAGUGGAGGGGUCGUCAUGUGUGCGGAGCCUCAGUACUCGGACGUGAUUGGCUCCUGACCGCUGCUCAUUGUGUCUAUGGGAAGAACCUCCACCUUCAGUCCUGGUCGGCUGUUUUCGGUCUUCACUCUCAAAGUGACGUGAACUCUUUGGAGGUUCAGACGAGACAAGUUGAUCGCAUCCGGAUCCACAGACAUUACAACAAAGAGACUAAGCAGGCAGACAUCGCUAUGAUGCACCUUCAGCAGCCAAUCAGCUUCUCUCGGUUCGUCCAGCCACUGUGUUUACCUGAUGAAGGUCAAGAGUUCACAGCUGGAACCAGAUGUUUGAUUGCAGGCUGGGGUCGAACCUCUGAGCAGGGUGAUCUCCCUGAUGUUCUCCAGGAGACAAAUGUUCCUCUGCUGGUCCAGGAUCAGUGUCAGCUUCAGUUACCUGAAUACAACAUCACCUCCAGCAUGCUGUGUGCCGGAUACCCAGGGGGGGGGGUAGACUCCUGUCAGGGCGACUCUGGAGGUCCUUUGAUAUGGGAGGACAACGGACACUGGACUCUGAUUGGGGUGAUAUCAUUUGGAGUCGGCUGUGGACGUCCUCAGAGACCAGGAGUCUACACACGAGUCUCUGCCUUCAGCUCCUGGAUCGCCCAGACUAGACGCUCCUCCUCUUCUUCCUCAUCUUCCUGUUGCUAAUCCUCAUCUUCAUCUUUCUCUUCUUUUCUUCCUCCUCCUUUAAGGAGAUGGAUAGAUUUUCAGGGUAAAGCUUUUAUUUAAAUUCACUAGAGGUAUUGAUGAUAAUAUUUAACAUAAUAAGUAUUUCAAAAAUUUAAAUCAUUUGUUGAAAGAAUAUUUGUAAUUUUGUAAAUUUAUAAAUUUAAAAGACUUUUAGAGAUGAUAUUAAAUUAUCUUUAGAAAGAAGACGUAUUAAUAGAAAUCAAAAUCAAUGCAGUAUCAUUAAAUUGUUACAUUAAGUAGUUUGUAUCCCAAUAAUAAUGAAUGAUCAUUUUAAAGCUGUAAAUAAAUUUGAUUGUAUAAAAUAAACAACAUUUAUUUUCUUAUUCCUAAUGGUCUUCCCCCAUCAAAGAGAGGUGAGGGAACUGAGUUCCAGUACAGGUUAAAGCU
Pungitius pungitius (ninespine stickleback) is the source of this 3627-nucleotide messenger RNA. It is a transcript of the gene tmprss15, whose product is annotated as transmembrane serine protease 15. NCBI's taxonomy places the organism in Eukaryota, Metazoa, Chordata, Actinopteri, Perciformes, Gasterosteidae. Gene Ontology annotation, cellular component: membrane. Gene Ontology annotation, molecular function: serine-type endopeptidase activity; protein binding. The transcript is spliced from 29 exons. Bases 118 to 3198 code for a protein of 1026 amino acids. The record is from RefSeq and is a predicted model, not a curated record. Gene Ontology annotation, biological process: proteolysis.